CCAGGACUCAGGGACCUGCAGUCUCAAGCUGUAUUCACUGCAGGAAGGAUAUUGAGAAAAGCCUCUCGAUAGUGACAGUAUUCAGUGUUUGUGUGUAACUGUUUAAUACCUCCAGUUGAAUGUACACUUCUUGUGGUACAUAGUGACGGGUGUAGGUGAUUAUGAACUAGGAGGUUAGCCCCACUUGGAGAAUUUACCUCUUCGUUAAGAACUUUAUUGAUAAGUUACAAUGAAGGCACAGUCCAUAUAUCGUGCCUGUGAGUCACCAACCACAAGUAUGCGCAUACCUCCAUUUGCAGGGGAAGUAGUACCUUUACCUUCACUGGCCACUGAAGUACACUCAUCCUGAAGAACAGAGAAGCGAUUUCGUACCUUCAAAUCUUCUCUCUUAACUUUCCUUAUCUUGAUGCUCUUCCCAUUACUGGGAACCACUUGCCACUUGUAGUAGGUGCUGGACUGCACUUCACUGCUGGUAGCCGUUGCUACCUCCCCACCUACAGCUUCCUCGCAGCGAGAGACAAACUGCGCCUCGCUGCUGGUAGCCUCAUUCCCCUCCACCAUAUCAGCCACCUCACACUGGCUCCCAACCCCGUUGAGGUGAACCUUCAGCCUCCUAAUUUCCUCUUGGAGAAGCAAGACUUCCUCCUUCAACUCUCCAACCUCAAUUUUUAGAACACUGCAAAAGCAAGCCAUGGCUUUGUACCCGUCCACACUAAUCCCCAAAGCAGCUCAGGGCCUGUUACCUCACGUGACGACUGACCACAGACCAUUCGUUCACCUUCCUGGUCAGAGCGCCCAUAAGUCUACGUUCGUGUCUAAGGCCCUCGAGGAUUUAAGAUAUCUGCCGAAAAUUGUCACCAGCCACGCCACUUAUGUCGAAGAAGAAGACUCCAAUCAUCACCAUGUCCACCAGGCCAAGUCUCACCAUGAUCACGAAGUCAAGCCUGGUUACGAUCAUGAAGCCAAGCUUGGUCACGAUCUCGAAGCCAAGCAUAGUCAUCACCGCAGCCCUAAGACAGACCAUGUUUACAAAACCGUGCCUGAUCAUCAUCACAGCCCAAAAUCAAAUCAUCUUCAGAGCCCUAAGUCUGAUCAUCAUCACAGUCCUAAGUUCGGUCAUCACAGCCCUAAGUUUGGUCGUCACAGCCCUAAGUUAGGUCAUAAUCACAGUCCUAAGUUUGGUCUUCGUCACAGUCCUAAACCAGAUCAUCGCCAGAGUCCUAAGCCUGAUCAUCGUCACAGCCCUAAGUCUGAUCACGAUCACGAAGCCAGUCCCAAUCCUUUUGACGAAUUCGACCCUGGUUCCAGUCCUGAGUUAGAGACCAGCCGCCACUUCCAGAAAGAAAGCCAAGACUUAGAUCUAGAGCAGACAGAAGAGCUUUUGCUGGAUGUGUUGUACAGCGUUAAUGCCCUUAUGGGUGAGAGUGGACCGUGGCAUGUUGCAAGUGUUGCAGCUGGUCGAGCAAACUGUGUGCCUGGUAGGAAGCCUAGUAACAUCACCUGUCCCAUAGUAAGAACAACAGUACCUCAGGUGAUGCAGUGUCUUCAAGACAUUUUCAGUGUUGACGAAGAAACCAUUCAGCGGAUGAAGACACAAGUUCAACACAGAAAGCCAGUUGCAGUAACUCUUCACUUGAUGGUGAGAGAAGCAAAGGUUCUGUGUCGCAGGGAUUCCAAAGGUCCAACAAACACCUACUUGAGUGUGUCUGCUCCCGGCAACAUGGACCAGAGGACACAAACAGAAAAAGAUACUCUUUAUCCGAAGUGGAUGCAGAAAUUUGACGUGCUCAUUGGUGAUCUUCAGUGGGACCAUAUCCUACUGGAAUUAUGGCACGAAGAUGAAGAGGAUGACAGCCAUCGACAUCGUAUACUGAGCAAGCUUCUCCAUAACACACACAGCUCUCUAGUGCUUCUGGCUUCCUUAACUCUCUCUCUUAAGGAUAUCGUGAUAUCUUCGCUUGAUGGCUGGUAUUUGUUUGGUAAUCCAGAGGAUGGUGAGAAGGAUGACGAGGCUCACUCUACCAGAGUUCGACUCUCAGGCAGCUUUUCUGUUGUGUCUGACUUAACGAACACUGGUUACCAAGCCCAUUGUGACCUGGUGAAGCAGAUCUUGAUGCGUUAUCUUCAGUCUGAUGAGGAUAUGACUGGCACGAAGACUGAGAGAGUAUUGUGGAAUGGCAGAGUGCCAGAUGCCGUCACUGCAGUGUUGGCCCAACACGCUCUGUUGCUCAACUUGAGCAUAGAGGCCCAACAGCUGGCUUGGUGGAGCAUAACCUCACAGUCAGCGUCCGUGGACAGUUCUUGGGCACUGGCUCAGCUCAAGGCAGUCCAGUCGUCACUAGUGCUCAAUUUGUACUCCAGUGAAGAGCAGUCAGAGUUGUGUUCAUCCCUAUGUUGCUUUGCUACCAAAUGUUUAAAUAAAAUCAAGUUUCUUGAUGAAUAUUUUCCAGUAGCAUUAAAUAGCUCCAGAGUUCAGCUCACAUAUACAUUAAAAGCACUGCAGAGCUUGCAAGAUCAUCCACACACCCAGAGACUUCUUAACAAGAUCAGAUUAACAACAAUCAUUGAGGACGUUAUUGCAGCCAUCAAAGAAUAUGCAGAUGAAUGGUGGAAUCGCCUGGCACACAUGACACUGGGGAAGGCGAACACCGUCAGCGAACACUUGACUGCUGCUCUUACCAUCACGGAAGAAGUGCUCGUCCACAUCAAAUACGUCUCCAAUAUUUAUAAUGACAUCUUCAAGCAAGAGAUGAACAUCCGUGCAGUGAUGUACAUAUAUGAGACUAUUGUUGGUCACAUGGUGAGGUCCAUGCAACCAGUCAUUGUCCACGUCCAGACCACCAUAUCCUCAGAAAAAUCCACGGAGAGUGAUCACAAACCACAUUACGACUUCGGGAUUGGCUCCUCACUGUGGAAAUUGUUCAAGAAUCUUGAAACAAUCUCUCUGCUGGAGUACGACAUUCCUCUCGCGGUAAGAGUGAGUACAGGUCUUGGCCAGUACUACCGAUGGUUCAUGCCUGCAGUAGAUAGCUGGCUUCUGUUCACUAACCAUCAAGCUCACACCAACGUGAGAGAAGCUCUCCAGAAUGAUACAUUUGAGCCUGUUGACGCCCACAACAGCUUCAGUCAGUCUUCCGUAGAAACAACAGCUAUCUUCCAUAGUAUUAAGGUGUGGUGGCACAAGCUGGGGUGGCCUGAUCUAGACUCCUCUUCUCAGUUCUUUAUAAAAAUCCUGGAAAACCUGUACUCCCUCUGUAUAUAUUAUGUUGACACCUUGUUCGACAGGACGGACAGUGUGUUUGAAGAAACGUCAAAUGGACUCCUUAUUGGUGAAAAGGUUUGUGUAGCAGUUACGAAUGUUCAACACAUUCAGAAUGAGAUGGAGAGACUUCCAGAAAUCUUUGGCUUUGAAUUCCUGGUAAAAUUAAUCAGCACAACUGGUAACGAGAGCCUCGCCACUCAGAUUAAAUCAAGUGUUGAGUCGCUGACUAAGAGUAAAGUAGAUGAUCUGAAGGCCAAAACUCAUGACCUGAUUGAUGAAAUCACAAGCAAGAUGACACCAACCAUUGAAAAGUCUUUGGAUGAUGCUAGUGAGUUUCACGAGUCUUCACUACUACUGAAGGACGUACUUGACCCCUCCAUAGCUACUCUGCGCAAUGGUCUUGAAGAUCAGUAUUUUCAUCAUUUCCUCAAGGGUUUCUGGAAAGUUACGUUGAAGAUAAUUUCAGCCAGAGUAAAAAAUAAUGCCAAGAGGGAAUAUGUAUAUUUUGAAACGAUUCACAAAAUACUGAAAGAAUUGUACAAGUUCUUCACACCAGAUUCGGGAGGUCUAGACGACGAGUGUGUCAAGUCUGAAGAAUACACGUCCCUCCUCGACCACCUUGAGAUUAUGAAGAUGGAUACGAAUGGUCUUAUUGCCCAGUACUACCAUGAACGAUGUAGGGAACAGAAUCAAGAAACACUGCCUAGCAAGGGUUUACUUGUCAUUCGGACCUUCUUCAAAGACGCCGACCACCUAGCAGUGAGAAUAAUCAUGGCUCGUGAUAUCGUAGUGGAGAGUGAGGAGCCUCGUCACUUACCUCUGGAAUACUUCGUGAAAGUACAGCUCCAGCCUGAUGGAUGGUUCCCAAAAUCUACGAAGACAAACACGAAAGUUUUAAAAGAAGACCCAGCGACCUUUGACGAAGAAUUUGAGUUCGACAUCAGCGGAGCUGAUGAGAAUAAGAUGAAAGGUAUAUUAUUGUUAACGCUGAAGGACAAGAACAGGAUCUACGCAGACACUGUGCUGGGUGAAGCCUUCGUAGCUCUGUCCAGCAUCCCUUCAGAUUUAUCUGAAGUGAAGAACUUGUAUCUUCACUUGCACGAGCUGUGCAACAACCACUGUUAUAAGUCUCUCGAAAUUCUUCAGGACAGAAAAUCAGACCACACUGCCCAUCAUUUUCUCAAGAAAAUAGCCAAACGUUAUCCAGGAUUUGCUAUAAACAGGAGCAAGUUGACACUAUUUAUUUGAUCAACGCGGCAACUGUUCGCAGACGAGGUGCCAGUUCCUCAUGUUGAUAGUUUAUAGGGCUACUGACAGGUUAUGCCGCAUCAUGUUGUCGAUGGUUUAUAGGGCUACUGACUGGUUACGCCGUAGCAUCUACUUGUUGAUGGCAUAUAGGGCUACUGACAGGUUAUGCCGCAUCAUAUUGUUGAUGGUUUAUAGGGCUACUGACUGGUUAUGCCGCAUCGUGUUGUUGAUAGUUUAUAGGGCUACUGACUGGUUACGCCGUAUCUUAUUAAUGGUUUAUAGGGCUACUGACAGGUUAUGCUACAUCAUGUUGUUGAUGGUUUAUAGGGCUAUUGACUGGUUACGCCAAAACUUCUUGUUAAUGGUUUAUAGAGUUACUGACAGGUUACACCAUAUCGAGACCAGUUGCUGAGUUACUGUUAUUAUGCGUUUGGGAAAUAUUGGUUUUGACUUGACGGCUCUGAAAAUAACCGGUUUCCUUUAUUUUUUUUUUUCAUUUAUUCGUCUUAAUUUAGUACUGGAGAGGAUCUUCAUCUCCAGUAAUUGAGAGUUAAGUGACCCAUCGUACAUGUGACCUCAUAUUACGUUAAAAUAGUUUAAUUUUUCUAAUUCCUCUUUAUUCCGCUGGGAGUGUUAGGUGUAACAUUAUGCAUACGUAAAAAAGUAUGAAAACUUUUCGUGCAGAAAACAUCCGUUGCGGAACAAGGGUUUCACUGUGUAGAGCUUUAUCGAGUUAUGACUUGACGACUUGAUAAAGCUCAACACAGAGUGAAACAUUGAGGCAGUGAAAAUUUGCAACGUGUCGUGUUUUAACUACUGUCGUCAGCAUACUGUUUAACUCAGUAUCAACGUGAAUCACAAUACCUAUUUAGCCAAGCAUUUCAUAACACUUAAGUUAGUAUAUUGCCUUAAAUGAUAAUAAAUCUUUAGUACAAACUUGCUUCACAAAUGUAUCAUGAGUUCUGCCCGAACUAUUGCUAGUAGUAUAUUUGUGUAGGUAUAUUGCUAGUGUAAUUUUUGCACAAGUGGUUUAUGUUAGGCUUAAUUUCUUGAUAUAUGUGUAUUUGUAGUAUGGAAUGAAUAAUAAGAGUUAGGUGUCUGAUGUCCAAUGAUGUGUCGAUGUUAUGUAGGUGAGUGUAGUGGAUGUUGAAGGUUUAGAUAAAAUAUUUGUUUUUUACCAUAUGAAAAGGCUAAUCCUGUAGUGUGUCAAACAGCGCCGGAAGAAUGGCAGGCAAUCAUAAUGGCUGCAGUUUCUUAGAUCAGGAGUCCUUCGCUAGCAUCAAGGUACUUGAAAGGUUAAUCUACAGUAUAUUCAGGAAAAUUAAUAUGUGCUUUGUUUUAAGGUGGAAUGGCCAGCAAGUGACCUUGAUUAUCACCUUAUUAUGUCUUGUUUAUUGUUAAAUUUUCUUGUUACAUUUGACAUUUAUAAAAAAAGAUAGUAUUUUAUAUAUCUAUAACAAUUUUAAAUACAUGUCGAAAAUAA
Cherax quadricarinatus is the source of this 5993-nucleotide messenger RNA. The record is from RefSeq and is a predicted model, not a curated record. Lineage: Eukaryota; Metazoa; Arthropoda; Malacostraca; Decapoda; Parastacidae.